Molecule: messenger RNA, 1117 nt
Organism: Alnus glutinosa
Lineage: Eukaryota; Viridiplantae; Streptophyta; Magnoliopsida; Fagales; Betulaceae
Product: peroxidase 47-like
Exons: 4
Coding region: 100-1080 (326 amino acids)
Biological process (GO): hydrogen peroxide catabolic process; response to oxidative stress
Molecular function (GO): peroxidase activity; heme binding
Source: RefSeq, a predicted model, not a curated record
UCCACUACUCCUUAAUAUACUACAAACUACUCCAGUACGUUACUUGAUCUCUCCCGGCCAAUUCCUUUGCUUCUUUCUUUCCCUUAAUUAGGCCUUCUUAUGCUCACGAGAUCUCCUAAUUUAGUCAAGAUGGUUGGUGGCAAUCUUCUUGGUGUAGUCUUGCUGGUGGAGAUUAUAGCACUUAGUGGCUAUAGAUUUGGAGCAAAUGGUCUGAGUAUGAACUAUUACAUGAUGAGCUGCCCUUUUGCUGACCCGAUUGUGAAGAACACUGUUAACAGAGCUUUGCAGGAUGACCCUACCCUUGCGGCCGGCCUUGUUAGAAUGCAUUUCCAUGAUUGCUUCGUCGAGGGAUGUGAUGGGUCGGUUUUGAUUGACUCAACAAAGAAUAACACAGCAGAGAAAGACUCUCCUGCAAAUCUUAGCUUACGAGGAUACGAAGUUAUCGAUGCAGCAAAAGAGCAGCUUGAAAAACAGUGCCCUGGCGUAGUCUCUUGCUCUGAUAUCCUUGCAAUGGCUGCCAGAGAUGCAGUAUUUUGGGCUGGGGGUCCAGUAUAUGAGAUACCAAAGGGAAGAAAGGAUGGAAGGAGGUCUAAAAUAGAAGACACAAUCAACCUUCCCCCUCCCAACCUCAAUGCCUCUCAGCUCAUUACCAAGUUUGGGCAGCAUGGCUUUAGUGCCCAAGAAAUGGUGGCUCUUUCAGGGGCACAUACACUAGGAGUGGCAUCGUGCGCGACAUUCAAAACCCGAUUGAGCGAUGCGGAUCCAACGUUAGAAGCAGGUUUUGCAAAGACAUUGUCGAAAACGUGCAGUUCUGGCGAUAAUGCCCAGCAACCGUUCGACGCGACGAGGAACAGCUUCGACAAUCUCUACUUCAACGCGUUGCAAAGGAAAGCCGGGGUGCUUGCUUCAGAUCAAACGCUGUUUGCCGACUCCAGAACCGCAGGCUUUGUGAAUGGCUUUGCGUUUAACCAAGCCAUGUUCUUCUUUUAUUUCCAAGGGGCGAUGGUCAAAAUGGGAACUCUUGAUGUUAAAGAGGGUUUAAAAGGGGAAGUAAGAACAAAUUGCCAUCAAAUUAACUGAUACUUUUCAUUUCGUCCUAUCAACUCAAUUGUAUCAA